UGUCAAUUGAGGAACAGCGCUGCCGGUUGUCUUUCCGCCUGGGUGCACCGCAAGACGAGCCGUCCUAGUGGCAAAUAACGAAACGCCUUUAAACGGCCUCGUUGCGUCCUCCGGGACACUGAUCAAUGCAUUGAACAACCAAAUUAGUAGCGGCGAGGCCAGGAAGGUUGGGGCCCCGAGUGGGCGCGCACGAUGCGCAUAAUCGGAGCCCAGGCGUCGCCGGAAGGCCUAGCCUGUGCAGUGCUGGAUGAAAGUCGGCGUGUCCUGGCCAAGACACGUUUUGACACCGCCCUUGCCUGGGAUAUCAAUACCGAUGUGGAUGCAGCGGCAGCCGAAAUCGUGUCAGCUGCGAAGUCUUUGGCUGGCGCACUGUCGACUGUGGGUCAGGCCUGUGACGACCCCUGGCUCUCCAUCUCCGUCCUGUGCGUGGGUACGACAGCGUUAGAUCACGGUGGAUCGGAGGCAGAAGAUGCUUUCAAGGCUGCGGUGCAGAGGCUGCUGCCGCCAAGCCUACAGCUGCUGGUAUACCACAGCGCUGCGAUCGCGCUGGCCUCGGGCACCGGCGGACCGCUGACGGGAUGUGUGCUCCUGGUGGGGCAGGACACCAGCAGGGCCUUCGGCGCAGUGCCGGACCGCCGCACCGCUUCAUCCUCGGGCUGGGGGCCGGUCUUCAGCGACAGCGGCUGUGCCUACGACGUGGGCAUGCGCGCGUUGGCGGCGCUGAGCCGCGCGCAGGACGGCCGCGGCGCCGACACGCUGUUGGUGUCUGCCGUGUACCGGGAGCUGGGCGUGCAGAGGGCGGAGGACCUCAUCAGGUGGGCUCGCAGCCACAGCAGCAUCCCCUCGCGUGUGGCGGGUGUGGCCAGCCUGGCGCCGGUGGUGCUGGAGUGUGCGGCGCGCGGCGACACGGUGGCCGACGCGCUGGUGCGACACGCGGUGGGCGAGCUGCUGCGCGCCGUCAAGAGCGUGGCGGGGCGGCUGGGGCUGGACAGGAGCCGCCUGCCCUUCAACCUGGUGCUGGCGGGCCCGAUGCUGUCGGACGGCUCUGUGUUCAUGCAGUACCUGCUGGACGUGCUCAAGGACGGGUUGCCAACCGCAGACGUCAUCUACCCGCAGGCAGACGGCGCGGAGGCGGCGGCGUGGCUGGCGCUGUGGCUCCUAAAUCCGCAGCUGCCCGUGCCCCCGGUGCGGCGUGGGCUCUGAGCAGGCCGCGCGCCUUGCUGUCCUAGACCGCCGUGUCUGAUGUGGCAUCAGGAGGUGGGCAUGGUGCCAUCAACCAGCCACGGAUGCUUUUACCCUUGCGCCAGCGAGGGCCACGAACGUGGAAAGAUAGCGCGCUUGAUGUCCGGCUCAUGCGGUCAAGUAGCGCGGGCAGGGUUGUCAUGACCGUGUAUACACAGGGCGCGUGUGGGCGGCCUGGGCUUAACCCAUGCGGCGCGCGUGCACGGAAUGCAUUGUGGUAUAGCAUCGCAUUUGGGGUACCGCUACUCUUGUUCCGUGGUGCUGUACGUGUGCGCACACGUGAACAGACUGUAGCGCAGUAGAUACUAAGCUAUAUUGUCCAUGUGUGCUUAUCAAGGUCGAGCUUUAGCCCGUGAAGAGAAGUUCUUUUCCGACCAGGGCUAACUGGGGCGGGACACUGUCACUGGGAAUGAGUUGGCUUCAUAAGCGCUCUAAUCAUGACUGGGCAAACGGCAGCUGGUAUGCCAACUUGCGUGAAGUAUGUCCUUCUGUGGGAUAUGGCGCUGUUGCUGGCAAAUGUGCUACUUGCUGUGCCGAAAGGCCCAAACCUCGUCGAUGCAUUUGCUCCUAAAAGUAUUAAGGAUUACACACCUUACGUACGUAGUCAUGAGCCCGAUGGGUGGGUUGGGGCUGCACGAUUUUUCUUUUUGGGCUGCCGGAAUCCUGCGUACUGCUCCUGCUGCAGCGAAGUAGUUGGUUGGCGCGCCCCGAGGUAGCACACAUGGUACGGAGAGGGAAUGUGACAUUGUGGUGCUACUUUGCAGGGUACGACCUGGUGGCUGGCCGCAAUCCUGGCAUGCGCCGCACCAGCGGACUAGGGCUCUAGUGAAUGAAAGAGCAUUGUGUACGGGGGUGUGUACGGGGGUGGUUGGGCACGCAUAUGAAGUGCGCAACACAGAUGGGGGGCGUCGGAAAGCUGCGGCAGAAUGGAGAGAUACCGGGCGAAGUCGGAGGAUAGGUGGACCUUUGCAUGGAUUGGCAUGGCUGUUGCUAUGAGUCUUCGGUAUCACUGUAGGGGCACGCCUGGCGGUACUGCAGUACUGCGGUGGCGUGGCGGGGUCGUGCCUCUGGGUCAUGUCUGGGUCGUGCACCGCAUUGAGUAGGGGUGCCUCUGGGUCAUGUCUGGGUCAUGCACCGCAUUGAGUAGGGGUAGCCGGACAGGCGUGUGCAGGCGUGCACGGCCGCGCCAGCAUACUGUAUGUUAGCAAACCUUGGGUGUGGCCAGCUGUUGCUGGUGUUGGAUAUGGUGCUAGGUGCAUUAGAAUGCGACGGGACACGGCGAGGGGCAGGUUGGCGUAGACCUGUAUUGUGGCAGCGUGUUUAACGGACCCCAGCACUCAACAAUCAAGUUGCGACGGCAAGGCAUUAUUGCGCGGUGGUCCAAACGCCGGAGUUGUUUUUACCAACGAGUACGCUACAAGUGCUGGCAAGCUGGCAGUUUGCUGAUACCGUACGCAUUCGU
Molecule: messenger RNA, 2704 nt
Organism: Chlamydomonas reinhardtii
Lineage: Eukaryota; Viridiplantae; Chlorophyta; Chlorophyceae; Chlamydomonadales; Chlamydomonadaceae
Exons: 8
Coding region: 193-1203 (336 amino acids)
Source: RefSeq, a predicted model, not a curated record